AUGAGCGACGGGAAUCCGAACGGAGAUAGGGAAGCGCUUCCGCUGCGGCGGCGCGGCAGCGGAAACCGCCGUAAUCUUGCGAUCAGACAGAUGGCACCUGGUUUCAUCUACUCCCAAGGUGCAAACCGGGAGGGGAGCAGCUCGCCUCGACGGUCGCGCAUGGUGAUUUCGUCAGACGAGGAGUCGGCACCCUCGAAUCUCGCACAACAGUCCGCCACAUUCUCUUACACCAAGGCGCGAGCUGGUUCGAGCGAUUUUCCUGAUGACCGUGCCUCCGAUGCGCCGAGUAACAAGGUUGCUGAAAUCGCGCAUCCAAUCCACCCCCAGGAGCUUCGCCAGCCGCGACGGGAGAAUCAGGGACCCCGUCCAGGAACUGCGCGCAGUCGGCCCGUUAGCCAACACGCAGCGGACAACCGGACAGGGAAAACAAGCACUAGUGAUAGCGAGUCGCGGCCGUGGGAUUCCAUAAACUCGACAGAAGGCCUAGGAAGCAACGACGAACGCUCAUCUUGGACGCAAUCCCAGCUACCACCCUCGAGCCCCAGUUCGCACGACAAACAACGUCCAGUCAUCACAACCGCGAACCUAGAUGAGAUACGCGCCCUAUCGGAGGCAUACGGCGAGUCGGCAGAGGGCUUGAGCUAUGGUCUGGAAGCCGCCCAGCGUCUGAGCAAGGAUGAGUCGCAUGAAGGAGGAGACUAUGUGGCUGAUGGAGAAGAUAAUAAGUAUAAAUACAUUCACAACAUCUAUGGCGGAGUACUCAUAGCGGAAUCUGCUUGCAUACAACAAUCCAAGGCAUGGUCUCAAUCGGAGAACGAAAUGGGACCUCAGCAGCUUCACAAAAUAACCUUCGUACAUCGACUCCUACUCCUUGAGGUUAUCGACUUUCUCAAAGCUUCGCAAGCUCCGGAAGAACCCCCCCACAUUAAGCGUCUUGCUGUGGAAUAUCGUAUCCCAGUUCGGCUUUGGCGCUAUGGGAUCGGUUCAUUGUUUGAAGUGUUACGCCAUCGGCUUCCCGGCUCCUUAGAACACAUGCUCAUGUUCAUCCAUUUGGCCUACUCAACGAUGACUCUUUUGCUACAGAUCGCCCCCGCGUUUGAAGACAAUUGGAUCGAGUGUCUCGGCGACAUAUCAAGGUACCGCCUAUCCCUCGAAGAAUCCAACUCUCCCGAACGUGCAGUCUGGGUCGGGAUCGCCAGGUACUGGUAUAACAAAGCCGCCGAUAAGAACCCCGGCGUCGGUAGAAUCCAGCAUCAUCUUGCGGUACUGGCUUGGCCGGAUAUUGUGCAGCAACUAUUCUACUAUACAAAGUCGCUUGUCUGUGUGCGCACAUUCGCCGGCUCUAAGGAAAGUAUCUUUUUGUUGUUUAAUCCACUUUGGAAACCCCCGAGACCUGUUCGUCGACUUACAGACCUGCUGGUGACCACAUUCGUGGCCGCACAUCGCCAUCUCUACACCAAGGAACUGAGUGAGCCUUUCACGGACACUUGCGAUGAUUUCCUAUCAUAUUUGGAUCAUUCUAUAGGUGAAAUGGGUUCCAAUUUCAAACUACAGGGAGUUUACAUUGCGUCUUGCAAUUUCGCCGCUGUGCUUGAAUAUGCCGCUCCCGAGGCGCUUUUGUUAGGUGAAUUUUCCACCAACGGUGCGCACUCAAUAUCCCUGGACAAUAUCUAUCUUGCCUCCCGGAAAUUCUGGACGCCUGUUAGCGAUCUUAAGAAAGUCGAAGAUGACUUCCUUGCACUCCGCGAUUCCAAAAUCAUUUCGCCGGGUGUUUUUUAUGCUUCCUGUCUAACAUUCCAGACAUUGUCGAUUAUGCUGGAUCAGGUUGGCAAUAAGAACAUUUACCCUUCCUUCCACACCACCCUCGCCUUUAUCUGGUGUUUAGCCCGGACUCCCGGUAGCAUGAAACGCAUUGAAGCUUUAGUGCCAUGGAAAGAGAUGGCCGCAUUUCUCAACACCCUAACACGCAACUUUACCGAUUUUACUCUUAUUGAAGGAGCAGAAUUUCCAAGUAAAAACGAAGACAGAUGGCUUCCCGAGGACUUCCUAAUCCGCGGCCAAAUCUGGAGCCAGAAUCUAUAUCCGGAUGGCUUUUUUGUCGAUGCCCCAACUUCCGAGGAUGGUCGAAAUAUCGAACCACCGUCUCGGGAUCUUUUGCGGAUGCACAGGUGCUUAUGGUUUGGAGUCAGGCUUGCUAUGUUCAACCGCUGGAUGACAUACGAUACAAGUUCCCGGAAGUUUACCGCAACAGAAUUUACCUCGAAACUGGAUGAAAUAGCUCAAAAGCAUAGUCCAUUCUACGGAAAGGGUCUACAAAAGCGACCCGACACAGGCACGAACACUCAUGACACUUGA
This is a messenger RNA of Aspergillus puulaauensis, 2355 nucleotides long. RefSeq lists its product as uncharacterized. The transcript has 4 exons. NCBI's taxonomy places the organism in Eukaryota, Fungi, Ascomycota, Eurotiomycetes, Eurotiales, Aspergillaceae. Gene Ontology annotation, cellular component: telomerase holoenzyme complex. The coding region runs from base 1 to 2355 and encodes 784 amino acids. Gene Ontology annotation, molecular function: telomerase RNA binding; telomeric repeat DNA binding; protein binding. The record is from RefSeq and is a predicted model, not a curated record. Gene Ontology annotation, biological process: nuclear-transcribed mRNA catabolic process, nonsense-mediated decay.